This is a messenger RNA of Talpa occidentalis (Iberian mole), 3516 nucleotides long. It is a transcript of the gene PRMT3, whose product is annotated as protein arginine methyltransferase 3. Gene Ontology annotation, molecular function: protein-arginine N-methyltransferase activity. Gene Ontology annotation, cellular component: nucleus. The transcript is spliced from 16 exons. NCBI's taxonomy places the organism in Eukaryota, Metazoa, Chordata, Mammalia, Eulipotyphla, Talpidae. Bases 27 to 1628 code for a protein of 533 amino acids. Gene Ontology annotation, biological process: peptidyl-arginine methylation. The record is from RefSeq and is a predicted model, not a curated record.
CCCCAGGCGCACCGGGCUCGCCAGCCAUGUGCUCGUUAGCGUCGGGCGCUACCGGGGGCCGGGGCGCGGAGGCGCCGGAGGAGGAGGAGGAGGACGUGCCCGAACUGUCAGACAGCGGCGACGAGGCCGCCUGGGAGGAUGAGGACGAAGCCGAUGUGCCCCACGACAAGCAGCAGACCCCUUGCCUGUUCUGUGACAGAUUAUUUACAUCUGCUGAAGAAACAUUUUCACACUGUAAGUCUGAGCAUCAGUUUAAUAUUGGUAACAUGGUCCAUAAACAUGGUCUUGAAUUUUAUGGAUACAUUAAGCUAAUAAAUUUUAUUAGACUUAAGAAUCCUACAGUUGAAUAUAUGAAUUCCAUAUAUAACCCAGUACCUUGGGAGAAAGAAGAGUAUUUGAAGCCUGUACUAGAAGAUGACCUUUUACUUCAAUUUGAUGUAGAAGAUCUUUAUGAACCGGUGUCAGUCCCAUUCUCAUACCCCAAUGGACUCAGUGAAAAUACAUCUGUUGUUGAAAAAUUGAAACAUAUGGAAGCCAGGGCACUGUCUGCUGAAGCUGCAUUAGCUAGAGCGCGUGAGGAUCUGCAAAGAAUGAAACAAUUUGCUCAGGAUUUUGUGAUGAACGCAGAUGUCAGAACCUGCUCGUCAUCUACUGCCAUUGCAGACCUCCAGGAGGAUGAGGAUGGUGUUUAUUUCAGCUCAUACGGGCAUUAUGGGAUACAUGAAGAAAUGCUAAAGGACAAAGUCCGAACAGAAAGUUACCGAGAUUUUAUAUAUCAAAAUCCACAUAUUUUCAAGGACAAGGUAGUUUUGGAUGUUGGUUGUGGAACUGGAAUUCUUUCUAUGUUUGCUGCUAAAGCAGGUGCAAGGAAGGUUCUUGGAGUUGAUCAGUCUGAAAUACUUUACCAGGCGAUGGAUAUCAUAAGACUAAAUAAACUUGAAGAUACUGUUAUACUAAUCAAAGGAAAGAUUGAAGAAGUUCAUCUUCCUAUAGAAAAAGUGGAUGUCAUUAUAUCUGAGUGGAUGGGCUAUUUUCUUCUUUUUGAGUCCAUGUUAGAUUCUGUACUUUAUGCAAAGAACAAAUACUUGGCAAAAGGAGGAUCAGUUUAUCCUGACCUUUGUGCUAUCAACCUUGUGGCAGUAAGUGAUGUGAAUAAACAUGCUGAUAGAAUUGCUUUUUGGGAUGAUGUCUAUGGCUUCAAUAUGUCCUGUAUGAAGAAAGCAGUUAUUCCAGAAGCUGUUGUGGAAAUUUUGGAUCCGAAGACACUUAUUUCAGAUCCUAGUAGUAUUAAGCAUAUAGAUUGCCAUGCAACAUCUAUCUCAGAUUUGGAAUUUUCUUCAGAUUUUACCCUGAAAAUCACAAAGACAUCCUUGUGCACGGCAAUUGCUGGCUACUUUGAUAUAUAUUUUGAGAAGAAUUGCCACAACAGGGUCAUGUUCUCAACGGGCCCCCAGAGUACCAAAACACACUGGAAACAAACAGUAUUUCUAUUGGAAAAGCCAUUUUCAGUAAAAGCAGGUGAAGCUGUGAAAGGAAAGAUCACAGUUCACAAGAACAAGAAAGAUCCACGUUCUCUUAUUGUGACCCUCUUCUUGAAUAAUUCAACUCAAACUUAUGGUCUCCAAUGAAAAAGCACAAGAUUUUUAUGUGGGGACGGGGUGGGGAGGGCUGGAGGGAGAAGUUUUAGGUGACUACAUGGAUGGAUGAUGUGUUCUUUCCAAUGAGUCUCCUCAAGAGAAGCAGGUAGAGAGGGACCUGAUGUAAUUCAGCUGAGGAAGGGAACCAGCCGAUCCUAGUGGUCCACUUAUGUCAUUUUUCAAAGUCUGGUCAGUAGAUUUAACCAAAUGCGAGGUCUUCACUGAGUUUAGCUGUAUUGAAAAUCAUUUGAAUUGGCCUAAGUUUAGAACAGGGGUAGUCUUUGUUGGUUUUAAUGUUUCUUACUAUAAAUUUUAAACAUAAGUAAUUGAUUAGUUAUUUGAAUGAUGUUUUGUUAAUCUAGUAGCCUCACACAGGUAUUAUACAUUUUAUUGCAGAUAUACUCUCUGAGGGUUAGUGGAUUUUAAUUGUAUUAUUGGAAUAUUAGGAUAUAAUAAAGAACCACUGUAAGAAGCUAAAAUAUAGAAAAGAGAACAUCAGCUUUCUUACACAAAUCCUUUGAAGACAAUUGUCUAGUAAACCUAUAGUUAUGAUUUUGUAGCUUCUUCCCUCUUUGCAAAUAUUCUUUAACUGUAUCGUUUUCUAGUAUUGCCCAGGAAAUCUACUUUCAAUACAUUUAUCCUGGGUUUCAUAAGUUUUAAAAGAUUGCUAUAAUGUGUUCUUAUCUACUAAUACAGCUUUUCAAACUAGAUUUAUGUGCCACAUUAAACAUGUUACUGUUGAUAUACUUCAUCACUAUAAAAUUGGAAUUUCAGUGGACUCAGUUUGAAAUGUAGAAUGAAACAUAUUCAAUAAAAUGUAUGCAACAACCAUAUAGCCUUUUGAAAAAUCAGAAGCAUUUAAAAUCUUAACAUAGAAAUCAUUUUUAAGAAAACAGGGAUUUUAAGAAGUAUCACAUGCUUCUUUUCAAGUUCAUCAGCUGGUUCUUUUUCAAAACAGCGUACACAAGGCAGCAUAGCAUAGUAUUAAGAAGCACGAGUCAGUGCCUGGAAUCCAGCUCUGGCUCCAGCUCUUACUUGGUGUGUGUGAUCUUAGUCAUAUUCCUUUACCUCUUUCCCUUCAUGUACAUGCCAGUUCAUUAGUUAAUACAUUCAAGUACUUAGAUCAGUGCCAGCCAUAGCAGAAACACUCAAUAAAUGCUCGGUGGCAGUGGCAUCAUCAUAAUACAGUCAAGAACACCUUCCAAAGAAUAUAUCCCAUCAGUUUGAGAAUGUCAACUUCAUCAGAGAGGAAUUACAGUGGAUCUUGGACUGUGGUUUCACUCAGUGUCAUUUCAUUAAAAUAUUGAUUAGGGGAAAAAAAUUCUGACCUACUUUGAACAAAAUGACAUUAAAAAAAUACCCAUUAGAAGGGUUUUCUUUGCCUUUUCAGUAAUUUACCUAAAAAGCAAAUAUUUUGUACUUCAUACCUUUACAAGCAGGUCUUUGAUUAAGUGAAUUUAGUCUUGUUAAUACUGAGCUAAGCUUUGCCUAAAACUGUGAAGCUGCUAUAAAUGCCUUUGAAAUCUUUUGUCAGCUUGGUUAAAUGAAUAAUUACAUGUUAUUUCAUAAUCAUCUGUUACCUCAUUUAGUCAGAUGUUUUUAAGAUCUUUUGCUACUUUAGACAGAGUUUCCCAAAUCAAAUUGUAAAUGAAAUCUUGACUUGUUACUAUGGGGUGUUUUUCCAGAGGAUUCCUAGAACAGCAUCCCAUAAACUUUGUAAUCGUUCCUCUAUAAAGAAGAGGUUAAAUAAAGUAGGCUUAUUUGUGUGUUGAAUUGCAUGGGAAGCACUAUCAAUAACUAAUAUUAAGCCUUUUUAAUUUGUAUUUAUGUGGGCAUGAAAUAUUAAUAUAAGUGUUAUAAAAAUUAUAUGACCUUCCUA